Molecule: messenger RNA, 816 nt
Organism: Manihot esculenta (cassava)
Lineage: Eukaryota; Viridiplantae; Streptophyta; Magnoliopsida; Malpighiales; Euphorbiaceae
Product: vacuolar protein sorting-associated protein 13A-like
Exons: 8
Coding region: 1-816 (271 amino acids)
Biological process (GO): protein targeting to vacuole; protein retention in Golgi apparatus
Cellular component (GO): extrinsic component of membrane
Source: RefSeq, a predicted model, not a curated record
AUGGGUUCUAUAGCUUCGGAACAAUUUUGCCGACUAAGGACAUAUUUGAUAUUUCUCAACCCCAAAAUUGUCACUUGCAAGUUUUUACUCGCAAAUCAUUUAUGCGCAAAAAUGUUAACUAACUCGUUUAUCCCUGUUGGUUUCAAAAAUCUGGUUUUUGUAGAAGAAGUGCUCUUGGAGAAUGUAGAACUCAUUCCUGAAGCCUUUGAUUAUCUUCAGUUGCCAUUUGCUAUAAAGCGAGGUAGGGUAGGGAAGCUAAGCAUCAAAAUUUCGUGGAAAAAGCUAGGUUGGGAUCACCCCAUCAUUAUUGCUUUAGAAGAUGUUUUCAUAUGUGCUUCCCAGCGGGAUGACCAUGAGUGGAGUGUGGAGGCUGUUGAAAGAAGAGAAUUUGCUGGCAAAAAGGCUAAGCUUGCUGCAGCAGAACUUGCAAAACUGUCAAGACUAGUAUGUGAUAAUCAAACUGGGAAGUAUCUCAUACAUUACAGAGAAGGUCACAUUAUUGCUGUCACUGUUCUUGACAGUAUACAGUUGUCAAUUAGAAAUUUCCACAUCCAGUACAGUGAAAUUCGACUUGACUCGUCACAGGUUCUCUUUGGUUUGAAAUUUUCCAGCUUAGCGAUAAAGCAAAAUUUGGCUGGGAACAUUAAUCUGGAGAGUGAAGAAGGCAGGAGAAACAUGGCAAAAGCAGAAAUAUGGGAGACAGUGUGCAACAUGGAAUAUACAAAAGACCACAUCUAUACCGGUUUGCCCAAUGAUUUGCCAAAUCAAACACCAAACCGCCAACAUCAGUCUAGAAAGCUCCGAAGCUUGAAUUGA